Molecule: messenger RNA, 1860 nt
Organism: Ziziphus jujuba (common jujube)
Lineage: Eukaryota; Viridiplantae; Streptophyta; Magnoliopsida; Rosales; Rhamnaceae
Product: scopoletin glucosyltransferase-like
Exons: 2
Coding region: 165-1625 (486 amino acids)
Molecular function (GO): UDP-glycosyltransferase activity
Source: RefSeq, a predicted model, not a curated record
CACCACUAUUGUCUUGCAAGAUAUUUUAAAGCCUCAACCUUUAAUAAUAUGGAAUAAAAGUCCUGGCCGAAGAAAGAUACUUUAGAAUAAAAGAACUUUGGGAAUCCAAAAGAGCAUUUCAAGAAAUAAUAAGCAAAUAAGAAAUAAAGCAUGGGCCUAGCAUCAUGGCCACCGAAACCGAUCCUGUCCAUGUCCUCUUCUUCCCUCUAAUGGCUCAAGGCCACAUAUUACCCACCAUAGACAUGUCCAAACUCUUUGCUCAGAGAGGCGUCAAGACCACCAUUACCACAACCCCACUAAACGCCCCACUUUUCACCAAAACAAUCGAGAAAUCCCACAACUCCAACCUCCAGAUCAGCCUCAAAGUCAUCGAAUUUCCAGCCAAAGAGGCCGGUUUGCCUGAAGGCGUUGAGAAUCUUGAUUUGGUCACGAACAUGGAAUCUACCUGGAAAUUCUUCAACGCCAUUUCUUUGCUCCAACACACUUUGGAUCAUCUUCUUCAAGAGUUACGCCCUCAAGGCCUCGUUGCCGACAUGUUCUUCCCAUGGGCUACUGAUAUUGCUUCCAAAUAUGGAAUUCCUAGGAUUGUUUUCCAUGGUACAAGCUUCUUCUCUAUGUGUGCCACAGACAGUUUAGUACGACACCAACCGCACAAGAAUGUUUCAUCGGAGACCGACCCAUUUGUCUUGCCUGGUUUGCCCGACCGAAUCGAGCUGGUAAAAACCCAAAUCCCAGAUAAUGCUCGAGGUGGAUCCGAAGACGACAAUUUCAAGAAAUUGCUACAAAGUGCUAAAGAAGCCGAAAAGCGAAGCUUUGGAAUACUUGUUAAUAGUUUCUACGAGCUUGAACCCGCCUAUGCCGAUCACUACAGGAAUGUUCCGGGGAAAAAAGCAUGGCAUAUUGGUCCUGUCUCACUCUGCAACAAGAACGUUGAAGAUAAAGCACAGAGAGGGAAAACAUCCUCCAUUGAUGAGCAUACUUGCUUGAAAUGGCUCAAUUCCAAGAAACCCAAAUCGGUUGCCUAUGUGUGCUUUGGAACUAUGUCUAAUUUUUCAGCUUCUCAACUGCAUGAAAUUGCAAUGGGUCUUGAGGCAUCUGGGCAGGAAUUCAUCUGGGUUGUGAAGAAGCAAAAAGGUGACGAAGAUGAAAAGGAAACUUGGGUACCAGAAGGAUUCGAGAAAAGGAUAGGAAAUAAGGGAUUAAUCAUAAGAGGUUGGGCACCCCAAGUUCUGAUUCUUGAUCAUGAAGCUGUGGGAGGGUUUGUGACUCACUGUGGUUGGAACUCGGCGCUUGAAGGUAUCAGUGCUGGGCUUCCAAUGGUGACAUGGCCGAUAUUCGCUGACCAAUUCAACAACGAGAAACUGAUUACUGAUGUUUUCAGAAUUGGGGUUGGUGUUGGUGCUCGGAAAUGGAUUAGGCUGGUGGGGGAUUUUGUGAAAAGGGAACAGAUUGAGAAGGCGGUUAAGGAGAUAAUGGUUGGUAAGAGAGCAGAGGAAAUGAGAAGCAGAGCAAAUAAGCUUGGUGAAAUGGCAAGGAAAGCUGUUGAAGAAGGAGGCUCAUCUUACUCAGACAUGGGCAACUUCAUUGAAGAAUUAAAAGGGUCCCAAAUGAGGAAGCAGGACUGAUAUUUACCAUUUUUAUUUUUAUUUUUAUUUGUGGGUAGCUAAAACAUAGAAGUGUUCACGCUAAUUUUAUUCUAUUGUAAGUCCUAUUAUCGGCAAAACAAUGCAGAUGUCCAUGCCCUUAAGAAAAGGAUUGGCUCUUUAACACCUUCAUUAUUGAUGUUAAGUUGAAACACAACAUGAAUCAUAAACAGGAAAUUCUAAAAUAAAAAGAAAACAAAAUAAAAAUCCUUGGAUU